This is a messenger RNA of Actinia tenebrosa (Australian red waratah sea anemone), 6007 nucleotides long. Its product is annotated as transcription initiation factor TFIID subunit 1. Gene Ontology annotation, molecular function: TBP-class protein binding; RNA polymerase II general transcription initiation factor activity; histone acetyltransferase activity. Gene Ontology annotation, cellular component: transcription factor TFIID complex. Lineage: Eukaryota; Metazoa; Cnidaria; Anthozoa; Actiniaria; Actiniidae. The record is from RefSeq and is a predicted model, not a curated record. Gene Ontology annotation, biological process: transcription by RNA polymerase II; RNA polymerase II preinitiation complex assembly.
UCCAAGAUGGCGGACUCUGAUGAAGAAGGCUCUAUUAACUUGACCGGGUUUUUGUUUGGAAACAUCAACGAAAGAGGGGAACUAGAAGACGAUGAUAUUUUAGAUGAGGAAUCCAGGAAGCACUUGGGUCAGCUAAGCUGCUUAAUUGGAAUGGGAAGCUUGGUCAAGGACAUUACUGAUGAAGACAGGUUACCAGAUGAAUCUUCAGGAGACAGGGAUUCUGCUUGGAUCCAAAAAGAUUCGGAUGCCAGAGAUUUCAGUGACAUAAAUGAGUUAGCUGAUGAGGAGGAAGGAAAAACUUACCCACAGACUAAUAUUGCUUAUAACCUUAUUAGACCUCAAAGCAAAGCAGAAGAUUCUGAUGAUGAUUAUGAUGAAAGUGAUGAUGAAGGGCAAAAUGAUAAGAAAGGUGAUUCACUUAUCCUACCUACUGUUGCUCCUGCUGCAAGUACUCUUUCCAAGGAGGAACAAGACAGGCUUGCUAUGCCUCCUCCUCCUGAUCCUUCCAUUCAACCAGCAGUCUCAGUGUGUAAUAAAGAAGAAGACAAUUUGCCAAGGACAUCAAGUGGUCAAACAGUUACAGAGCUUUUCCCUGAAUUCAAACCUGGAAAAGUGUUAAGAUUUUCUCGUCUGUUUGGACCAGGAAAGUCACUACCCCAACAGUGGCGCAAUGCCAAACGAAGAAGGAAGAAAAAGAAGAAGCAAGAAGAUGAAGGUGUAGCUCUUCAGCCUCCACUUUCUCCACCUCUACCUCGCAAAGAAGACUGCUUGUCUGACGAUGAGGACAAGUUGAUGGCGCCAUGGAAACCAAAAGUGGAGGAACAAGAAAGCAACUUAGAUUUAACAUCAGAUGCUUCUAAUGAGCAGCAGAAUAAAAAGAAGUUAUUGGCAUGGAGAUAUGGACCUGCGGCACUGUGGUACGAAAUGCUUGGAGUGAACGAGGAUGGUAGUGAUUUAGACUAUGGAUUCAAAGUCAAGGAGAAUCCUGAAGAAGAUUUUGGGAAUACAUCUCCUUCCUACAUCCCAGAUGAUUGUUUUCACAUGGUUUCACAAGUUAAUUGGGAAGAUGACAUCAUUUGGUCUCCAGAAGAAGUCAAACCCAACCUCCAGGCCAUGGCUCGUGCAGGCUGGAUCCCCACAGCUUUGACCAGAACAGCACAUGCUUAUGCAAGCCAACAACAAACACUAUUCAACCAACUAGGAUUAAAGCAUCCAGGACUUGAAACCUUCUUCAAAAAUACUGGAGAAGCCAUCAAGAACAACCAGGGCAAUCCAACAUCCUCUAGUUCUUUAAAUAGUAGUAGUGGUAGUGCUUCAUCUUCAACGAAAAAGUCAUCUGGCAAGUGGUACUCAAUUUUCCCUGUGGAGAAUGACAGCUUGGUGAACAGUAACUGGGAAGACAAGAUCAUUUGGGAUGCUGAGGCUAUGCCAUCUUUGCCUUCACCAUCUGUGAUGCAAUUGGAUCCAAAUGAUGAAAACAUUAUCCUGGGAAUCCCAGAGGACUGUGAUCCUGAGGAGAAAAGAGCUGAAGCAUCUAGCACCCCAAAGAAGGAAGCAAAGAAGUCAAAGUUAUUACUGGGAAAGAAUAAUAACAAAAAUGAAGAAGAUGAAAUUGAUGAGCGCAAAGAUGAAAAAAUUGAUAAAUUCAAUCUUUCUAAUGACCGGUACUACAGUGCAAAACACACAAAUGUUGAAAGUUCUCUUGAAGCCAAAAUGGGUUCUAACCUUGUACAACACUCUUUACCAGCAAUUGAGCUUCAACGACCAUACUUCCCAACAUACAUGUCAGUUCAAGAUCUUAGAAACUUCCAUAAACCUCCGCUGAAAAAAGCUUACAGUGGACCACUUGCAAAACCUGGCCGACAUUUUGUGCAUGGACUGUUGAAACAUAUCAAGAAAAAAGCCAGGGAACGCGAAAAGGAACGUCUAGCAUCUGGUGGAGGUGAAAUGUUCUUCAUGAGAACACCAGCAGACUUGACGGGAAUGGAUGGAGAGCUUGUCUUGUUUGAAUACAGUGAAGAACAUCCAGCAUUAAUCAUGGCCGUUGGUAUGAACACCAGAAUAAGAAACUAUUACAAGAGGAGACCAGGUAAAGAUGACAGUGUUCCAAGUUAUACAUAUGGUGAACCUGUUCCUGUGUACAAUAUGUCACCAUUCUUAGGCCACAUCAAGCCUGGAGAGUCUUUGCAGGCUCUUGAGAACAACUUGUUUCGUGUGCCAAUUUACGAACACAUCCUGCCAACCACAGAUUUCCUGAUCAUCAGGACAGCAACCGGGUACUUUGUUCGUGAAGUCAAGUCCAUUUUCUCUAUUGGUCAACUGUGUCCAAAGUUUGAAGUCCCUGGACCAAAUUCUAAAAAAGCCAACAUCCAUGCCAGGGAUUUUCUUCAGGUCUUUAUUUAUAGAUUAUUCUGGAAAAGUCAAGAUGAUCCUCGUCGUAUAAAGAUGGAUGACAUCAAGAGAGCAUUCCCUUCUCAUUCAGAAAGUAGCAUUCGUAAACGACUCAAACUUUGUGCAGAUUUUAAAAGAACAGGUGACUGUUGUAACUGGUGGGUGCUGAAGAAUGACUUCCGGUUACCUAGUGAAGAAGAAAUGAGAGCCAUGGUGUCGCCAGAACAGGCAUGCUCAUACUAUAGCAUGCAGGCUGCUGAACAACGGCUUAAAGAUGCUGGAUAUGGUGAAAAAUCACUUUUUUCUUGUGAAGAUGACAAUGAUGACAACGACCAAAAAAUAGAUGACGAGAUUCGAAUGGCUCCAUGGAACACAACACGAGCAUUCAUUUCGGCCAUGCGAGGAAAGUGUCAGCUUGCAGUGACAGGAAGUGCCGACCCUACUGGGUGUGGGGAGGGAUUCUCCUACAUCCGUGUUCCUAACAAACCAAUGGCCAAUAAGGAGGAUUCAGCUGCUGCUGCUGCACAGAUACGUAAGCAGAAAACAGUAACAGGCACAGAUGCAGAUUUGAGAAGACUAUCCCUAAAACAAGCCAGACAGGUUCUCAGAGACUUUGGAGUAUCAGAUGAAGAGAUUAAGAAAUUGUCUAGAUGGGAGGUUAUUGAUGUGGUGAGGACCAUGUCUACAGAAGCAGCCAAGUCUGGAGAAGAAGGCAUGAGUAAAUUUGCACGUGGUUCAAGAUUCACUAUUGCAGAACACCAGGAAAGAUACAAAGAAGAAUGCCAACGAAUCUUUGAUCUACAAAACAGAGUUUUGUCCUCAAAAGAAGAGCUUUCCACUGAUGAGGGAAGCAGCAGUGAGGAAGAAAGUGACAUGGAUGAGUUGGGAAAGAAUCUAGAGAGCAUGUUGGCCAAUAAAAAGACUUCUGUUCAGUUAACACAUGAGGAAGAGGAAGCAGAACGUAGAGAACUACAAAAAAUGUUGAGUGAGGACAAGACAAAAGAUUCUAAAGAGAAUGGAAGAUCUAACACAGGAGACAAGUCAAGAGAUAGCUUUAGGAAAUCCUUUGAGGCAGACGAUGAUGCAACAUCUGUCAUGAGCUAUGAAUCUUCCAAUGUCGGCCGUAAACUUGUCAUCCAACGUGUAUUCAAAAGUCAUGAGGGACGUGAAUUUGUUCGAAGAGAAGUAGUCAAGAACCAGGCUGUGAUUGAUGCUUAUUUGAGAAUUGUUAACAAAGAUAAAAAUAUCAGGGCACAGUUUGCAAGUGUAGAUGAAGUGCAUAAAGAAGAAAUCCGACGUGAAAAACGAAGAAUCCAGGAACAGCUGCGAAGAAUCCGCCGAAACCAAGAGAAAGAGAAACUGCAACCAGUGAAGAAGAAGAAGGAAAAACCACCAAGUAGUAUUAGUAUCAAGUUAAAGUGUGGAGCAUGUGGUGAAAUUGGCCAUAUGCGAACAAAUAAAAACUGUCCUCUGUACCAAGAUGCCAACCCAUCGUCUGUCUCGGUUGCCAUGACCGAUGAACAAGUAGCAGAAGAGGAAUUCAACAUGCCUCAGGAUGACCUUGUCAAGGUUGAAGGCACAAAGAUCACACUAGGAAAGGCCUUCUUAGACCAAACAAAUGAACUGAAGAGAAAAUCAUUGGUAUUAAGAUUCCCCAAGGAAUCAGUCCGCAAGAAGCGCAGGUCAGGUGUUAUGCAUUGUGACUAUCUCAAGAGACCACAUAAAUCCAUCAAUCGACGUAGGGCAAAUCCAGAGGUUGCAUUGCAGUUACUGCUGGAGCCAAUUCUCAACAAGAUGAAGGAAGUUGAUGAGAGCUGGCCAUUCCACACACCAGUCUCUUCCAAGACUGUACCUGACUAUAAUAAGAUAGUCAAGAAUCCCAUUGAUCUACAGACUAUGAGAGAGAAUCUUCGGCGUCACAAGUAUCUAUCCAGAGAGGAUUUUAUUGAAGACUGUUCCCUGUUGGUGUCCAACAGUGUGCUCUAUAAUGGUCCUCAACAUAAUUUUACUGGCGUUGCACAGAAGAUGCUUGAUGUUUGCACCAAGUCCAUCAAUGAGAAAGAAGACGAGUUUGUUCAGAUUGAAAAGGAGAUCAACCCACUCCUUGGUGACGAUGCACUAGCAGCAUUUUCAUGGAUUCUGGAGAACAUUGUUGCUCAAAUCAAAACAGUUCCUGAGUCCUGGCCAUUCCACAAACCUGUCAACAGCAAACAAGUACCUGACUACUAUGAAGUUGUGAAGAACCCCAUGGAUAUUGAGACCUUAAGACAGCAAGUGCAAGAUGGCAUGUACCGCACACAGGAGGAGUUUAUGGAGCAUGUUAAGCUGCUCUUCACUAACAGUGUUCUCUAUAAUGGAGAACACCAUGAGUUUUCUAAAACAGCUAAACGAAUCGUGGAAUCUUGUGAAGACUUCAUGAAAGAGCAUGAAGAGCAGUUGACAAAACUAGAGAAUGAGAUUGGAACAAAUAUUCAAGAUGAUGCCUCAUCAUACAAUGCAAGUGAGCCACCUUCAGUCUUUGGACUGGAAUCUAUGGAGAACAGCAUGGAUGGGUUCCCUGAUACAAGCAAAGAAGAAGACAGUCUACUGGAACAAAGUGAUGCUAAUGAGGACUCUAUAGUGUUCAAGGAUGAUCUUCAACCUACUAAAAUGACCUCACGCUCUGGCAAGCAAGGUCCUGCUGUCGGAGAAGAUGAAGAAAUGAUUGAUGUAGAAGGUUACGAAGAUGGCGAGAGCAUUUUCCGUAGCAUUGCAAACUCACAGUCAAAAGGCACUUAUCCUGUACAGCAAACAGAAAUUGAAGAAUUCUCCAUGGAACCACCAAGUGAAACUUUAGACAGUAUCCUACUCCAAGACCUCCAGCAUAGUGAUAGUGAGAAUGAUAGUGAUGAUGAUGAUUUUCCAUUUGGUGAUGGAGAAGACGAGGAUGCAGAAGAUGAGGAUGCAGAAGAAGGGGAAGAUGAAGAGGAAGAAGUACAAGACUUGUUUGACUUUUCUCCUGUUACUGAAAAUGCUGAAGAAUCUAUGGAUGCUAUGGAAACCAGCAAUGGAGAUAAUGAAGAUGACGAUGAUAAUAAUUAACAUUUCUGGAUAUGAGUCAGACUAUCCAGAAUUAAAAAGUUAGAUUUCCAGCCAACUAGGUCUUCCCAGAAUUCAACAAGAAGUGCAUUCUGGUCUAGCUUGGGUACAAACACCAUUACAACACAUGCAUAUGAUAAACAAGAGAUGGCUUUCCCAAAGCCUAAUUACAAUGAACCACACAAAUCUAAGAUAAGUCCCAUGCUUAAUAUACAUGAGAUUAUGAAACCCUAAAAUUUCAGUAGAUGUAACUGUCAGUAUCUUAAAAGUAAGAUUCCUAUAGAGUGCAAAUAAUAUAUCCGUGAAACACUAAUUACUAAAUUGUUCAAAACAAUAGAAUAAGUAUAAAAUAGUGUAAGUUAGCAUUACCAAUAUUUCACAGAUAUAUUGUUUGCAUUCUAAUAUCUUAGAUAGUGUGUGCAAGAAGACUUGUUCUGUUGGUUACUAGUGUAAAAAUGUAUAGCUUGUAUAAAUUAUUAUAUUAAACAGUAAACUGUGUUUAAACCAAACACGCAAUAAAAACACAGGAAGCCCACUA